Messenger RNA from Salvia splendens (bonfire salvia), 549 nucleotides. RefSeq names its product arogenate dehydratase 2-like. The transcript is spliced from 6 exons. The record is from RefSeq and is a predicted model, not a curated record. Gene Ontology annotation, biological process: L-phenylalanine biosynthetic process. Gene Ontology annotation, molecular function: arogenate dehydratase activity; prephenate dehydratase activity. Bases 1 to 549 code for a protein of 182 amino acids. Gene Ontology annotation, cellular component: cytoplasm; chloroplast. Lineage: Eukaryota; Viridiplantae; Streptophyta; Magnoliopsida; Lamiales; Lamiaceae.
AUGAAGGAGGAGAAGCAGAUGACAGAAAAACAGUCAGCAAAUGAUUUAGCAAUGAUUGCAGCAAAGAUAUGGAUGAAAGCCAAGGCAGUAGAGAGGUGGCUUGUUGAUAGAGCGGUUUUGCCUAUAGAAAAUUCGUUGGGAGGCAGUAUACACAGAAACUACGAUCUUCUACUCCGACAUAGGUUGCAUAUUGUUGGAGAAGUUAAAAUUGCAGUCCGUCACUGCUUACUAGCUAAUCCCGGGAUCAAGAUUGAAAAUCUAACAAGGGUUCUAAGCCAUCCGCAGGCUCUUGCACAAUGCGAGGACACCUUAACUAAGCUUGGCCUGGUUAGGGAAGCUGUGGAUGAUACUGCUGGUGCAGCAAAGCAUGUUGCUUUCCAUGAACUAAAAGAUGCCGGGGCAGUUGCUAGCUUAACUGCUGCUAAGAUCUAUGGUCUUGAUGUACUUGCUCAGGACAUUCAGGAUGAUACUGAUAAUGUGACUCGAUUCCUUAUGCUGGCUAGGGAGCCUAUCAUACCAGGCACCGAUAAACCUUUCAAGCCUAAUUGA